Suillus subalutaceus is the source of this 1208-nucleotide messenger RNA. RefSeq names its product transcriptional regulator of RNA polII, SAGA, subunit-domain-containing protein. NCBI's taxonomy places the organism in Eukaryota, Fungi, Basidiomycota, Agaricomycetes, Boletales, Suillaceae. The record is from RefSeq and is a predicted model, not a curated record. Gene Ontology annotation, biological process: regulation of transcription by RNA polymerase II. Gene Ontology annotation, cellular component: SAGA complex. The transcript has 4 exons. Bases 39 to 992 code for a protein of 317 amino acids. Gene Ontology annotation, molecular function: transcription coactivator activity.
CGAGACUCGAGUUGGCUCUAGCUAGUCAUUAGUUACUAAUGUCACUAUCCUCGACAUCGACAAUCAAGAACCAGCUCAAUGCCGCUCUGGGGCAGAAGGCCCCAGCCUAUUUUGAAACCCUCAGCCAGUUUGUUUCUGGCAAGGUAUCCAGGAUAGAAUUUGACGAAUCCGUUCGCCAGGCGCUGGAUGCUCCGAAUUUAGUCCAGCUACACAACUCCCUUAUCAUCUCGUUGUUUGACUUCACCGUGCACCGUCGACUACCCACACCCCCUCCUGAUGUAUCGAAGCCGCCACCACGUAAACGUCGUCGAACGUUGCCUUACCAAGGUCCGGAUGACAAUGAUGAUACUUUGCGAUCAUCGAGACUUAAGCGGUGGACUGUGUCUCUGGGAAAGCGCGAACGCGACCGCAUACGAACACUGCAAUCUGUUCCCAGUGAACGUCCGAGACCUCGGAAAGACACUGAUGAGAUAGCGCGCGAUAGAGGGGUGUUCUUGUUAGGCGAGCGUGGAGAUGCGCCUGGCAGUCGCAUGCCCUUGCAUCUUGCAUCGGUCUCAAGAGCUCCGACAUUACAACAUAUUUCGGAUAGAGUUAAUCUCAUAGCAGCACAACAUAACCUCGGCGCGCCAUCACGAGCUGUAGCAUCGCUAUUGAUGCUUGCAUUUGAGGCCAAACUGAAGCAACUCAUAACACAUGCGCUUUCUCUUACUUCGACGUCACAUGCUAUCGCUUCCAUAACUCCAUCCACACGCCACUCACAUAGCCGUGUCCUCACUGCAUCGUCUUUUGAUACCCUAUUCACACUUUCACCUGCCGUGCUGCCGAAUAAAUCAGCCGCGGCUAUGCGCCUAGCUAUUGGCGACAACGACAUUAUGGAUGAUGAAGAUGUUAUCUUACUAAAGGAUCGAGAGGUCCGAGAUCAGCGAUGGCAGAUACUUGCUCUGCUUGCCGAACGAAGCACAGUCAACGAAGCCCUUAGGAAUCUCAGAUGACAGCCGCCUUUCUCUGUCAUUUAAUUGCUGCACGUUACUUGCCACCCAGUCAUUCCACUAGUACACCAAGGAUUCGAAGGCUAAACUUCUUUUAUGUAUUAUACGGUAGCAUAAUUUACCAAAUAAUGGUCUUGACUAGGGUGCAGUCAGACUAUGAUAUCCUGAUGAAUUACAUUCAGUAGACCAUCUACAAAAUAUAAGCUUUGAUACAAUGUU